Messenger RNA from Microcebus murinus (gray mouse lemur), 1950 nucleotides. NCBI's taxonomy places the organism in Eukaryota, Metazoa, Chordata, Mammalia, Primates, Cheirogaleidae. The record is from RefSeq and is a predicted model, not a curated record.
UCUCCUACUUUUGAUUUCAGGACAGUAUCCUUGAUGAGCUUGACAAAGAAGAUAGUACCCAUGAUUCUCUGUCUCAAGAAUCAGAGUCAGAAGAAGAUGGGAUUCGUGUAGAUUCACAAAAGGCUCUUGCUUUGAAAGAAAAGGGCAAUAAAUACUUUAAACAAGGAAAAUAUGAUGAAGCAAUUGAAUGCUACACAAAAGGCAUGGAUGCUGAUCCAUAUAAUCCUGUCUUGCCAACAAACAGAGCAUCAGCAUACUUUAGAGUGAAAAAAUUUGCUGUUGCUGAGUCUGAUUGUAAUUUGGCAAUUGCCUUGAAUAGAAGUUAUACAAAGGCUUAUGCCAGACGAGGUGCUGCUCGAUUUGCUUUGCAAAAAUUAGAGGAUGCGAAGAAAGAUUAUGAAAAAGUAUUAGAACUGGAACCAAAUAACUUUGAAGCAGCAAAUGAACUCAGGAAAAUUAAUCAGGCUUUAACAUCCAAAGAAAACUCAUAUCCAAAGGAAGCUGACACAAUGAUUAUUAAGUCAACUGAAGGGGAGAAAAAACAUAUUGAAGAUCAACAGAAAAAGCAGCAGGCCAUUUCAGAGAAAGAUCUGGGAAAUGCAUUUUUCAAAGAGGGGAAAUAUGAAAGAGCAAUUGAAUGCUAUACUCGAGGGAUAGCAGCAGAUGGCACAAAUGCUCUUCUUCCAGCUAACAGAGCUAUGGCCUAUCUGAAGAUUGAGAAAUAUGAAGAAGCUGAAAAAGACUGCACACAAGCUAUUUUAUUAGAUGGCUCAUAUUCUAAAGCUUUUGCCAGAAGAGGAACUGCAAGAACAUUUUUGGGAAAGUUAAAUGAGGCCAAACAAGAUUUUGAAACUGUUUUACUUCUGGAACCUGGAAAUAAGCAAGCAGUAACUGAACUUUCCAAAAUUAAAAAGGAAUUAAUUGAGAAAGGAAACUGGGAUGAUGUCUUUCUUGAUUCCACACAAAGACAAAACGUGAUAAAACCUAUUGAUAAUCCACCUCAUCUUGGAUCAGCUAAACCACUCAAGAAGGUUAUUAUUGAAGAAACUGGUAAUUUGAUACAGACUAUUGAUGUGCCAGAUAGCACCACUGCUGCUGCUCCAGAGAGUAAUCCUAUUAAUUUAGCAAAUGUAAUAGCGGCCACAGGCACUGCAAGUAAGAAGAAUUCGAGCCAAGAUGACCUUUUGCCAACAAGUGAUAGUCCAAGAGCGAAAGUAUUGAAAAUAGAAGAAAUCAGUGAUACUUCAACCCUGCAACCUCAAGCCAAUUUGAAACAGGAUGUAUGUCAGUCUUUCAGUGAGAUUUCUGUAGAGAGAGAACAAACACCUGCUCAGUUUGUCACUAUUGUUCUUCCUCAAGUUCCUGCAAACUCAUUCCAGCUUGAAUCUGAUUUCAGACAACUGAAAAGUUCUCCACAUAUGUUGUAUAAGUACUUAAAGCAAAUUGAACCAUCCUUGUAUCCUAAGUUGUUUCAGAAAAAUCUGGAUCCAGAUGUAUUCAACCAAAUUAUUAAAAUUCUACAUGACUUUUAUAUUGAGAAAGAAAAACCAUCACUCAUCUUUGAAAUCUUACAAAGACUUUCAGAACUAAAAAGGUUUGAUAUGGCUGUGAUGUUUAUGUCAGAAACGGAGAAAAAGAUUGCACAUGUAUUAUUCAAUCACAUAGACAAAUCAGGAUUGGAAGAUAAUUCUCUUGAAGAACUCAAGAAAAGAUAUGGCGGUUGAUUUCCAUUUUUAUUGAAAUAACUGUUUUUGACUUUCAUAUGUAAAUUUUUCUUACUGAAAAUAAAGUGUUUUUCUUUUUAAAAUAAUGAAAUCAUACAGGAAAGGACUAUCUUUGGACAUAAGUUAAUUUUAACUAUAAAGUGAAUUGUGAUUUGACUAGUGAGAAAUGUAUUCAAGUGAAUUAUUUAUGUCUUUUUUGAAAAAUAAAAGUAUAAACAAUGAGGUA